AUGGCCUUCUGGACGCAGCUGCUGCUGCUGCUUUGGAAUAAUUUCCUGUACCGCAGGAGGCAGCCGGUAAUGUCUGGUCGGCUCUUGGUGGAGCUGAUGUGGCCAAUCUUUCUCUUCUUCAUCCUGGUGGCCGUACGCCAUUCCCACCCCCCACUCGAGCAGCAUGAAUGCCAUUUCCCCAACAAGUCGCUGCCGUCAGCGGGUACCGUCCCUCGGCUCCAGGGCCUCAUCUGCAACGUGAACAACACCUGCUUCCCACGGCCCACGCCCGCCGAGGAGCCUGGCGUUCUCAGCAACUAGGACUCCCUGGUCUCCCGGCUCCUGGCAGAUGCCCCCGCUGUCCUGGGGGGCCCCAGGGCCCACAGGAUGCUGGCUAGCCUGAGGCAGCUGAUGCCCACGCUGAGGGCUGCACGUGGAGCAGGAGCAGCCUGGCCUCGGCUGCGUGACCAGCCCAAGGAGGGACCGUCCCUGGCCACUGAGCUGCUGAGGACACUGCUGCAAGGGGAAUCCCUGGCGUUUGUGCUGGGCCAGGCCCAGGAGUCCUUAGACACUGUGGAAGCAGCAGAAGACCUGGCCCAGGAGCUCCUGGUGCCGCCCGGCCUGGUGGAGCUGUGGGCGCUGCUGUGGAGACUCCAAGGGCCAGGUGGCCCCCUGGAGGCGGUGGCAGAAGCCCUGUGCAGUGCCAGGGGGCCCAGCAAGCCGGGCGGGCCCUCCCUGACCUGGUACGAGGCCAGUGACCUGAAGGAGCUGGUGGGGCAGGAGCCGGUGCGGGCCCUGCCACACCACAGCCUGAGCUCCACCUGCACUGAGCUGAUGGGGGCCCUGGACGCCCAUCCCCUGUCCCGCCGGCUCUGGGGGCGCCUGAAGCCGCUGGUCCUGGGGAAAGUAGUGUUCAGCUCACGGCCCAGGUGACGCGCCUGCCUCCUGCAGGUGAACUGAACCUUCCAGGGGCUGGCGCUGUUGAAGGGCAUCCAGGAGGUGUGGGAGCUGCUGGGCGCCCCGCUCUUGAACUUCGCAAAUGACAGCGCCGGCGUCGCACAGCUGCAGAGGCUCCUGCAGAUCAAAGGAAGAAGGCAGCCAGGAGCUGCAGGCCAGGACCUGGGGGAGGCAGCUCUUCGUGCCUUUCUGAACCCCCGAAGUGGUGGCUGCAGCUGGCAGGAGGCCCAUGCUGAUGUGGGACACCUGGUGGGCACACUGGGCCGUGUGAUGGAGUGCGUGACUCUGGACAAGCUGGAGGCUGCGCCCUCAGAGGCUGCCCUGGUGGAGCGGGCCCUGGAGCUGCUCUCCGAGCACCGUUUCUGGGCCGGCAUCGUCCUCCUGGAGCCUGAGGACUUCCCGGACUCCUCGCAGUCCCCAGGCCCUGGCCAUGCGCGCAUCAAGAUCGCAUCAAGAUCCAUGGACAUUGAUGACGUCACAAGAACCAAUAAGAUCAGGGACAGAUUUUGGGACCCCGGUCCGGCUGCUGACCUGCUGAUGGACCUGCGCUACGUGUGGGGCGGCUUCAUGUACCUGCAGGACCUGCUGGAGCGUGCAGCCAUGCGCGUGCUCACUGGAGCCGCGCCCCGCGCCGGCCUCUACCUGCAGCAGAUGCCCUACCUGUGCUACGUGAACGACGCGUUCCUGACGAUGACCUGGAUCUACUCGGUGGCGCUGACCGUGAAGGCUGUGGUGCGUGAGAAGGAGACGCGGCUGCGCUGCACGAUGCGCGCCAUGGUCAGUGGCGCCGUGCUGUGGCUGGGCUGGUUCCUCAGCUGUCUCGGGCCCUUCCUUCUCAGCACCGCGUUGCUCGUGCUGGUGCUCAAGCUCGGGGACAUCCUCCCCUACAGCCACGCGGUGGUGCUCUUCCUGUUCUUGGCGGCUUUCAAGGUGGCCACGGUGGUCCAGAGCUUCUUGCUGAGCGCCUUCUUCUCCCGAGCCAACCUGGCAGCCGCCUGCGAGGGCCUCGCCUACUUCGUGCUCUAUCUGCCCUACGUGCUGUGCGUGGCCUGGCGGGACCAACUGCCCGUGGGCGGCCGUGUGGCCGCGAGCCUUCUGUCGCCCGUGGCCUUCGGCUUCGGCUGCGAGAGCCUGGAACUGCUGGAGGAGCAGGGCGAGGGCGCGCAGUGGCACAACGUGGGCACUGGGCCUACAGCCGAUGUCUUCAGCCUGGCCCAGGUCUCGGGUCUUCUGCUGCUCGACGCUGCGCUCUACGGCCUCGCCACUUGGUACCUGGCGGCCGUGUGCCCAGGCGAGUACGGGAUUCCUGAACCGUGGAACUUUCCCUUUCGGAGGAGCUACUGGUUUGGGCCUCAGUCCCCGAAGGGCCCCGCCCCGCCCCCUGCCCCACAGGACCCCAAGGUGCUGGUGGAAGAGGCGCCCCCUGGCCUGAUUCCAGGGGUCUCCAUACGGAGCCUGAAAAAGCGCUUUCCUGGCAACCCGCAGCCGGCCCUGCACGGGCUCAGCCUGGACUUCUACCAGGGCCUCAUUACCGCCUUCCUGGGCCACAAUGGGGCUGGCAAGACGACCAUGCUGUCCAUCCUGAGCGGCCUCUUCCCACCCACUGCUGGCUCCGCCUGUGUCCUGGGUCACGAUGUCCGAUCCAACAUGGCAGCCAUCCAGCCCCACCUGGGAGUCUGCCCACAGUACAGUGUGCUGUUUGACAUGCUGACCGUGGAUGAGCACGUCUGGUUCUGUGGGUGGUUAAAGGGUCUGAGUGCAGCUGCCGUGGGCCCCGAGCAGGACCGUCUGAUGUAGGAUGUGGGACUGGUCCCCAAGCGGCAUGCACAGACUCGCCACCUCUCUGGUGGGAUGCAGCAGAAGCUUUCAGUGGCCAUUGCCUUUGUGGGUGGCUCCCAAGUCGUUAUCCUGGAUGAGCCCACAGCUGGUGUGGACCAUGCUUCCCGUCGAGACAUUCGGGAGCUGCUGCUCAAAUACCAUGAUGAUCGCACAUUGAUCCUCUCCACCCACCACCUGGAUGAGGCAGAGCUGUUGGGAGACCAUGUGGCAGUGGUGGCGGGUGGCCGCUUGUGCUGCUGUGGCUCCCCGCUCUUCCUGCGGCGUCACUUGGGCUCCAGAUACUACCUGACACUGGUGAAGGGUCCCCCAGCCCUGGCCACCAGCAAAAAGGGUGACACUGACUUGAAGGACAACAUGAAUCCUGGGCAGGAAAGGGAGCCAGGCAGCCAGGCCAGCACUGCCGGUGUGGCCCAGCUGCUGGCCCUGGUGCAGAGCCAUGUGCCUGGGGCACGGCUGGUCAAAGAGCUGCCACGUGAGCUGGUGCUGGCGCUGCCCUACCAGGGCGCCCUGGACAGUGGCUUCCCUGAGCUCUUCCGCGAGCUGGACCAGCGGUUGGGGGAGCUGGGACUGGCCGGCUUCGGGAUCUCCGACACCAGCCUGGAGGAGAUCUUCCUGAAGGUGGUGGAGGACUGUGCUGUGGACACAGGCCCAGAAGAUGGUAGGCCCAGGCAGCACCCAUGCUGAGGCAUUGCUCAUCUGGACGCGACUGCAAGGCUCCAGAUUCCUCCAGAGGAGUCAGCCCUGGAGAAUGGGGGGCCGGUGGGAUCUGCUCCUGAGACACAGGCCUUGCAGGGCUCUGGGCCAGACGCCGCAGGCCAUGUACAAGGCUGGGCGCUGACCCACCAGCAGCUCCGGGCCUUGCUUCUCAAGUGCUUCCUGCUUGCCCGCUGCAGCCACCGUGGCCUGUUCGCACAGAUUGUGCUGCCUGCCCUCUUUGUGGGCUUGGCACUGGUGUUUAGCCUCAUUAUGCCUCCUUUCAGAUACUACCCGGCUCUGCAGCUCAGUCCUAGCAUGUACAGUGCCCAAGUGUCCUUCUUCAGUGAGGAUGCCCCAGGGCACCCUGAACGUGCCCGCCUGCUCGAGGCGCUGCUGGAAGAGGCCGGAUUGGAGGAGACUUACCUGAAAAAUAACUCCAACAGGGCACCUGAGUGCACACAGCCUGCCGUCUGCCAGUUCUCGGUGCCCGAGGUUCCUGUAGAUGUGGCUAAGGUCUUGGCCAGUGGCAACUGGACUCUGGAGUCUCCGUCCCCUGCCUGCCAGUGCAGCCAGCCUGGUGCCCACAGCCUGCUGCCCGACUGUCCUGCUGCGGCCGGCGGCCCCCCGCCUCCCCAGGCACCGACCAGCUCGGGCGAAGUGGUCCAGAACCUAACAGGCCAGAACCUGUCUGACUUCCUGGUCAAGACCUACCCACGCCUGGUGCGCCAGGGCCUGAAGACCAAGAAGUGGGUGAACGAGGUCAGGUAUGGGGGUUUCUCCCUGGGGAGCCGAGACCCGGGCCUGCCCUCGGGGCUUGAGGUGGGCCACUCUGUGGAGGAGCUGCGGGCACUGCUGAGCCCCCAACUGGGCGGGGCCCUUGACCGCAUCCUGAACAAUUUCACAGCAGGGGCUCUUGGUCUGGACACUCAGAAUGGCCUCAAGCUGGGAACUGGGAGUGGUGGGCUGAUCUGGUUCAAUAACAAGGGCUGGCAUGCCAUGGUGGCCUUUGUCAACCGAGCCAACAACGCUCUCCUACGUGCCCACCUGCUGCCAAGCCCCGCCCGCCAUGCCCACAGUAUCACCACGCUCAAUCACCCCCUGAACCUCACCAAGGAGCAGCUGUCUGAGGCCGCGCUGAUGGCCUCCUCAGUGAACGUGCUUGUCUCCAUCUGUGUGGUCUUCGCCAUGUCCUUUGUCCCGGCCAGCUUCACCCUUGUCCUCAUCGAUGAGCGUGUCACCCGAGCCAAACACCUGCAGUGUGUGGGGGGCCUGCCCCCCACUCUCUACUGGAUCCACAACUUUCUCUGGGACAUGUGUAACUACUUGGUGCCAGUGUCCAUUGUGGUGCUCAUCUUUCUGGCCUUCCAGCAGAGGGCAUACAUGGCCCCUGCCAACCUGCCUGCCCUCCUGCUGCUGCUACUACUGUAUGGCUGGUCAAUCACACCGCUCAUGUACCCAGCCUCCUUCUUCUUCUCCAUGCCCAGCAUGGCCUACGUGGUGCUCACCUGUUUCAACCUCUUUAUCGGCAUCAACGGCAGCACGGCCACCUUUGUGCUCGAGCUCUUCUCUGAUCAGAAGUUACAGGAGGUGAGCUGGAUCCUGAAAUGGGUCUUCCUUAUCUUUCCUCACUUCUGCCUGGGCUGGGGGCUCAUCGACAGGGUGAGGAACCAGGCCAUGGCUGACGCUUCUGAGCGCUUGGGAGAUGGGCCGUUCCAGUCACCCCUGCGCUGGGAGGUGGUCAGCAAGAACCUCUUGGCCAUGUUGAUACAGGCCAUCUUCCUCCUCUUUACACUCCUGCUGCAGCACCACAACUGCCUCCUGCCACAACCUAAGCUGAGGCUGCUGCCCUCCCUGGGAGAGGAGGAUGAGGAUGUGGCCCGUGAGCGGGGACGGGUGGUACAAGGAGCCACCCAGGGGGACGUGUUGGUGCUGAGGGACCUGACCAAGGUGUACCCUGGGCAGAGGACACCGGCUGUCGACCGCCUGUGUCUGGGGAUCCCCCCUGGUGAGUGUUUCGGGCUGCUGGGCAUGAACGGAGCGGGGAAAACGUCCACGUUCCACAUGGUGACCGGGGACACGGUGCCCAGCGGGGGCGAGGUGGUGCUGGCAGGCCACAGCGUGGCCCGGGAACCAGCCGCAACUCACUGCCGCAUGGGCUACUGCCCUCAGUCGGAUGCCAUCUUCGAGCUGCUGACCGGCCGCGAGCACCUGGAGCUGUUUGCACGCCUGCGCGGUCCUGAGGCCCAGGUUGCCCAGACAGCAAGCUCGGGCCUGGGGCGCCUGGGCCUCCCUCAGUAUGCGGACAGGCCCGCGGGCACCUACAGCCGUGGCAACAAGAGGAAACUGGCAACAGCCGUGGCUCUGGUGGGGGAUCCAGCUGUGGUCUUUCUGGUAUCCACCACUGGCAUGGACCCCGGUGCACGGCGUUUCCUCUGGAACAGCCUUCUGGCCGUGGUGCCGGAGGGCCGCUCCAUGGUGCUCACCUCACACAGCAUGGAGGAGUGUGAGGCGCUCUGCACGCGCCUGGCCAUCGUGGAAGGGCGGUUCCGCUGCCUGGGCAGCGCGCAGCACCUCCAGGGCCGGUUCGGGGCUGGCCACACGCUGACUCUGCGGGUGCGGGCCGAGCUGCGGGAGGUUCACGGUGGCCGCCUGCGCUUCCAGCUGCCUCUGGGAAGGCGCUGCGCCUUGGCGCGCCCCUUUGGAGAGCUGGCAGCACGUGGCGCAGAGCACGGUGUGGAGGACUUCUCUGUGAGGCAGACCACGCUGGAGGAGGUAUUCCUGUACCUCUCCAAGGAUCAGGGAAGGAGGGGGGACGAGCAGGAGGCAGAAGUGGGGGCGGACCCUGUGCCAGGCCCGCAGACCCCCAAACUCAUCACCGAGUUCCUCGAUGACCACAGCAUGGCCGAGACGGUGCUCUGAGCCUCCCUCUCCUCCGUGGAGCUGGUGGGAGGCCCUGGGAGUGACCAAGGCAGGGCAGAGGGGCUGGAGCCGGGACCCAGACUCCCUGAGGGGUUGCUGCCCUGGAGGAAAUAAAGAGAAGUCGUGGUGUGAAGCCCUACGCACGUGUGUCCAUGCGUCAGGCUGCAUGCUUGUCCAAAAAUGGCUCUCCAUGUCUGGAUACCGGGCCUGGCACCCGAGUGUGUGCAGGAGUUGGUUUGUGGACACAGAUGCAAUCUCUAGGGUGCAGGUGAGAACCCAGCUACAGCCGACUGGA
Balaenoptera musculus (blue whale) is the source of this 6685-nucleotide messenger RNA. It is a transcript of the gene ABCA7, whose product is annotated as ATP binding cassette subfamily A member 7. Gene Ontology annotation, molecular function: lipid carrier activity; ABC-type transporter activity; ATP binding. Lineage: Eukaryota; Metazoa; Chordata; Mammalia; Artiodactyla; Balaenopteridae. Gene Ontology annotation, biological process: lipid transport; transmembrane transport. Gene Ontology annotation, cellular component: intracellular membrane-bounded organelle; membrane. The record is from RefSeq and is a predicted model, not a curated record.